Schistocerca gregaria is the source of this 1938-nucleotide messenger RNA. Its product is annotated as 52 kDa repressor of the inhibitor of the protein kinase-like. Bases 1 to 1938 code for a protein of 645 amino acids. NCBI's taxonomy places the organism in Eukaryota, Metazoa, Arthropoda, Insecta, Orthoptera, Acrididae. The transcript has 5 exons. The record is from RefSeq and is a predicted model, not a curated record. Gene Ontology annotation, molecular function: protein dimerization activity.
AUGAAAACUACAAAUGAAAGUGGAGGUGUUGAAGAAGAUACUGUCUAUGAUGAGGUAUCACAGGAAAAGGGUGAGUCAAACGCAACCAUCACUAUUAAAAAUUCCAGUAGUUGUGCUGAUGGAGAAAAUAAAGACAAGGCCAGUACCUCUGCUGGCUUCAAGUGCAUUGAUGAAAAGGUUAAAGGUGCCCUCUGCAAGUUUUGUGUGCUUUUCUGCCCACUCAUAAUGCAUGGUAGUCAUCAUAGUGCAUUCAUAAGCUGCCCAUUCACAAAUUUCAAAAAUUUCCAUGAAUGUGCAAAAAUGCAUAUGAAUUCCAAGUGGCAUAAAGAUGCAAUAGAAAAGUUAAAUAAUUUCAUUAGUGGUGUGACAAACAAAACUAAAGGUGUGGAAGAACUCGCCAACGAGAAUCUUGCGAAAUUAGUACAAACUGAUCGUGCAAAGUUAAAAUCAAAUGUUUCUUGUAUAUUGUUUUGUGCAUUACAUGACUUACCUUUAAGAAGAAAAACAAAUUCAACUGUGGUAUUUGAUGAUUUGUUACAAUUUAGAGUACAGUCAGGUGACGUAACACUGCAGAAAUAUUUUGAGGGUGCGCCUAAAAAUGCUACCUAUGUUUCUCAUAGAACCCAAAAUGAUUUAAUUGAUGUAUGCGCUGAAGUACUAAGAAAUGAUUUAAUUAAUACCAUCAAUAACAGCGAAUCAUUUUCAGUUUUGGCAGACAAAACAAUGGAUAUUGCAGGCACAGAACAAAUUCCUCUUUCUGCAGGUUAUUUUGACCAUGCAACUAAUGUUGUCAGAGAAGACUUCCUUGGAUUUACACCAUUAGCAAGGUUAGAUGUUCAACAUAUCUCCAACACAAUAAUAUCUACUUUAUCUGCUUGGGGUUUAAAUCUAGAUAAAAUGGUAGGACAAGGCUAUGACGGGUGCAGUACAAUGGCCAGUAAAAUUAGUGGAGUACAGAGGAUAAUUUCUGAGAAAUAUCCCAAGGCUCACUUCUAUCGUUGUGCUAGCCAUAGACUUAAUUUAGUUGUGAAUGAUUUGAUCACCUUACCAGAGGUUAGACAUGCCAUUGGUACUAUCAAAGAAAGAAUUUCUUUUUUCUGGGGGAGCACACAAAGGAAAUUCCUAGUUGGGAACCUUCAAAAACUGUGUGAGACACGCUGGUCUGAGAAGCAUGAGUCUAUAAGGAAAUUUAAUGAUAAGUUUUUAAAAAUUGUUGAAGCAUUAGCAAUUUUACAUAAAGAAGGAGAUCGUGAAACUAGGCAGAAAGCCUGGCAACUUUACUGCACACUUACUUCUCCAACAUUUAUUGUUACAUUAAAAGUCUUAGCAAAAUAUUCAGCCAAACUAGAACCUGUCACCAAUAUCCUACAAUCAGAAAACAUUAACUUGUUAGAAGUUUCAGAACACAUUCAAAGAACUGUAAAAAUGUUAUUGGAUGACAGAGAAAAUGUGGAAGAUGAAUUUGUAAUGAUAAUGAAAAGUGCUGAAAGCAACUAUAGUGCACUUGGAAUAGAUGUCACUGUCCAGUCCUUGCAAGAAGGGGUUUCAGAAGAUAGCAAGGCAUCUUUUGAGAUUUUCUGCUUGCACCCAAAGACAUGGAUCACUAUAUGGAAACGCGAUAAAGUAACUGAAGGAGAUAUUGCUGAAUUAAGCCUGACUCAUCUACUUGACAAAGCCAAAUUCUUGCCCGCUGUAGCUUCAGCCUUGAAGAUAGCCCUUAGCUUACUGGCAACCACUUGCUCUGCGGAAAGAUCGUUCAGCACUCUCAGGAGUAUAAAAACGUGGCUAAGAACUACCAUGGAAGAUAAUCGAAUCAGUUGUUUGUGUAUGGUGUCAGUUCAUUGUGAUAAGAUAAAAUCAGAGGAGGAGUCCUUUAUCGAAAAAGUGGUAGAUAGUUAUGUGAAGGACCCAAGACGAAUUCAAUUUCUAUUUAAGUAA